UCUGUCCAUCAACUCAAACACCAAAAGAUAUGGUUUUUUCCCAAACGAGUCACAAGACUCAAAGUAUUUUGAAAGUGGUAGACAUAGAUCGUUUAAAGGCAAACAAGGAACAACUGACAAACGGCCAGAUCGGAGUGAUUGCCGGCGGAAAUUCGGAAUUGAUGCCAACACCUUCAACGGCCGCAGCCAGCUUCUCAGAGGAAUUUCUGAAACUGGAGCCUGCUUACGACAACGCCAUGUUUCGCGAAUCGGAUUGCGAGUUCUUCCAAGAUCUGGUGCAGUGGUGCUCAGAUCCCGUCAAGGACGAACCAGUACGGACCAUUGAUUCCAAUAAAGUUAUUGAAGAAAGGGCACACAACAACGACAUAUUACACACACCAUUCUCACCGCAAGGUUGGGAAACAAUCGACGCUAAAUCCCCAGAAGCAUCGACUGGCAUGUACUGCAGCACUCCAAACGACCCACUCUCGCCAAUCAUGGACGAGUUCGGGCAGUACACCAAACCAUUAACUCCUCAGGUUCUUGCCGACACUAACACGUUGCAAUUCCAAGAGGAGUUUCUAGAUUUCAACAACAUGCCAGUGGUGUUUGGGGAUCUAGUGUCGGAGAAGCCGGUCGAUAUGAAUCCGGUGCAAAACGCCGGUUUGGUCGGCUGGGAUCACACACACAACAUGAACACACAAUUUACAAAUACACAAGACACAUUGCCCUUCGAAGAAGAUUCAAAAUUCGUAUCGGUUAUACCUAGGGAAUUGGAAAGCAACGAUGUGAUUAUAACGGAAGUGAUAUUCGGGCCCAACAUGGGCAUGAGUAAAGGGCAGGAGGUCGGUACUACGAGGGGGGAACAACGGCAGGGGCUGACCGUGAACAUUCCGGCGCGCGGCACGGGCUGGCCCGCAGACCUCAUCAGCACGCCGGACGUUGUCAACUGCGUGGAGCAGCUAGAGAAAGAUAACCCACCUCUACUGCCUCUCUUGACAACAAACGAGUGGCCGGCCGAAGACACCGAUGUCAUCGCAAACGAAGUGGUCACCAAUCAGUCACCACCUGUGGAUUACGAGCCGAUCACACCAAAAAGCGAAUCUCAAGCGGAAUCCGAAAAUGAGGAACGCUACACAAGGAGAAAACGUCGGUACGACAGCGAAGUAUCAGAUGAAACUUACACGCCGUACCAGGAAACGACCAUACGUAGAAAGUACACAAGAAGAAAGCCAAAUGUUCCGAUCGAGGAUAUGAUUAAGGAAUUGGAAGGCUCGCAACCACUGAAAAAGGCAAAGCGAGGACGUCCACCGAAGAGAAGAGUUAGUACAGUGUCAUCGAUUUGUAGUGUAGAUGAAAACUCUUCGAGCGUUUCCACGCACGAGACAAAUUAUAGGAAAUUAAGAGACAAAAAUAACGAGGCAUCCAAACGUUCUAGAAUGAAUAGAAAAUUAAAAGAGUUACAAAUGGAACAGUUAGCUUUAGAAUUAGAAGAGAAAAAUAAAAAGUUACAAAUUAAAGCGGACAUACUCGAAGAUAUGACGAAGCGGUUGAAAGACGCUUUGAUGAUGGCGAUACUGCAAAAUAAAUGAACUAGUAUAGAUAUUUUCUUUUGUAUAUACGGUUCAGUUUCGCUUCGCGUUUUUUUAUUCGUUCAGCGUGAUUUCUACACACUGUAUCAAACGAUGACGUAUCGCCUGAAAGGCAUAGUCAGAUUUUUGUGUUACAGUUUGUAGCGGCGUGUCGAUUAGUUAUCAUGGGUUUGGAUGCAAUCGUUAAUAAUUAACUGGCAUUUUAAUAAACACCUUAAUGUUUAAGAGAAAAAAAAAGAUUUCUUUAUCAUAGACUUAAGCGUUCAUUGUUAAUUUACUAGAUCAUAGUAUUGGAUUUCACUAUUUCGUGUCAUGUAUCUAAGAAAUAGGUAUUUAGAUUUAUUAAUUCUAUGCUAACGAUGUUUUUAUGAAUUAUAAAAGUUAUUGUAAUGAUGCAAUCAAUAAAAAUGUACUUUAAUGUUUCUAGAUUGAUGGUAUAUUUUGCAUGGUAUUGAAAAUAAGUUUAUAGAUUGUUUUAUGGAUUAAACGAGAUUUCAUAUUA
Messenger RNA from Diatraea saccharalis (sugarcane borer), 2073 nucleotides. The record is from the annotation of a GenBank genome assembly. NCBI's taxonomy places the organism in Eukaryota, Metazoa, Arthropoda, Insecta, Lepidoptera, Crambidae.